AUCGUUAAUACAAGUGACGAAUUUCCACGAGGCAGGCGACGGCGGCUCAUUAUUUACAUUUCAUUAAUCACACACAGUAGAUAUGGUGUCCCAGGAACAGAUCAAAGCAAUAGGUGGAGUCCUGAACAACAAAGAGCGGCCUCUCAAGGAGCGUUUUCGUGCACUUUUUACAUUGAAAAACAUCGGCGGCGGCACUGCCAUUGAAGCAAUCAGCAAGGCAUUUGAUGAUGAUUCCACAUUGCUUAAACACGAAUUGGCUUAUUGUUUGGGACAGAUGCAGGAUACUCAAGCUGUAGAAAUAUUGACAAAAGUACUACAGGACACCAGUCAGGAGCCCAUGGUACGCCAUGAGGCUGCCGAAGCAUUAGGCGCCAUCGGUCACCCAGAUGUUCUGCCCAUACUCGAGAAAUACAAAGAGGAUCCAGUGAUUGAGGUUGCCGAGACUUGUGCCAUUGCUCUGGAUCGCGUGCGCUGGCUGCAGACUGGUCAGCAAGUGAAUGACAACAAUCCAUAUGCAUCAGUGGAUCCAUCGCCGCCAGCAGCAGGAACAAAAAGCGUACAGGAAUUAAAGGCAAUCUAUCUGGAUGCGAAUCAAAGUCUCUUCGAUCGCUAUCGAGCGAUGUUCAGUUUACGGAAUUUACGUACAGAGGAGAGUGUUUUAGCUAUUUCUGAAGGACUUAAAGAUAAAUCUGCGCUGUUCCGGCACGAGGUUGCAUUUGUGCUGGGUCAGCUCCAGGAUCCAUGCAGCAUACCCUAUCUACAGGAGAACCUGGAAGAUCGCCAUGAGAAUGAAAUGGUUCGCCACGAGUGCGCCGAGGCACUGGGUGCCAUCGCCACUGAGGAAUGCAUUAAGAUAUUAAAUCGUUAUUCGGAUGAUGACAAGCGGGUCGUGAAGGAGAGCUGCGUCAUCGCCCUGGACAUGUGCGAAUACGAGAACAGUCCGGAGUUCCAGUAUGCCGACGGCUUGACCAAACUGGAUGGAACCAAGUGAUGCUAAUCUAAGAAAAUUCAUUAUUGUAUAUAAUAUUUGUAAACAAACUUAUUUGUAUUAUUGUUAUAUCUAAUCAGAAUAUUGGCGAGAUAAACUAUCACAGAACGUGACAUUCAACACGCCAUCUGCUGCUAUUUCACUAUUUCCGA
This is a messenger RNA of Drosophila navojoa, 1140 nucleotides long. It is a transcript of the gene nero, whose product is annotated as deoxyhypusine hydroxylase nero. The record is from RefSeq and is a predicted model, not a curated record. Gene Ontology annotation, biological process: peptidyl-hypusine biosynthetic process. Gene Ontology annotation, molecular function: deoxyhypusine monooxygenase activity. NCBI's taxonomy places the organism in Eukaryota, Metazoa, Arthropoda, Insecta, Diptera, Drosophilidae.